AGCUAUACACGGUCUCCUGCUAAUUUCUGUAGGGUCGUGUCCCAUGAGGAUGACCUGGUGAACCUGCCAUCUGUGACAUGUUGGCUUUACGCGCUGUGUCACUCCUCCAUUGCUCGUGUAAAAGGGACAGUCCGCUCUGUCAGAUGUUCCUUUAAAAAAGUGCAUCCCCUCCGCCGCGUGGGCCGGUUCGUGGGAGAUGACGCCCCGUCCACGAGCGCAACUCAACUCGUGAACCACUCAGGACCGGGGGUUUGAGCGCCGCGGCUCGGGGAUCCGGGGUCGUGUGCUCGUUUGCGGGAGCGGAUCCAGAGAGAUGCUCGGCCGACAACAACACCGAGCCCCGAGAGAGAGAGAGCCGCACCGUUAUAUUUGUGCAAUCGUUUCCAAAAUCGUUGCCUUUAAAUAAAAAAAUACUUUAAAAUUAUUUAAAAAAAAAAAAAAUAGCGACCAAUUCAACAAAGGGGUCUAAAUAAGCGCUUUACGAUUUUUUUUUUUUCUCUUUUCUUCGAAUAAAGGUAACAAUGGAUGUGGCGGAUCUGUCGUUCGCUUUGCCUGCGAUUCUUUUCACGCUUCUUGCGAUUGUUUUAGCGAAUACGAUUUUCGGUAAGAAAACCACGAGUGUCCCGCAGUCCGAGGCGCAGAGCGGUGCUCCCGCUGAGAGCGACUGGACCGCGGACGAGCGAUGUGAGCGUGGACGAGAGGCGGACACACCGGCCCUGCCGCCUCCUCGGACCAUAAUAAAGGGGGAAUUUGAGGGAGCGGAGCCCGUCGGCGGGGGGCAGCUGCAGGAGGACGGAGCGGCACCCGCCGAGUCCCCGCCGGGCCCGCAGGUGGAGGACGACGUGGGCGUGAGCACGAGCACGAGGUGCCCGGGACGCCGCCAGGUGUCCGGGGAACCGGAUUAUAACACGGAAGGGAGUCCUGAAAUCGUGGGUGAAGGAGACUGUAAAGCAGUGCCGGAGGCUCAGACAGCGUUCUUGAAGACAACCAAUUUGGUGCAUGACCCUAUCCAAGACGUGGACGUCAUCUCCAGACCCAUCCCUGUCAAUGUGGCACCCUGCCACCUCUCACUUGAGAGGGAUGUUUUUCUACACCAUCUUCCUGACGUGGAAAUUCACAAGACCAGCCCAGACUCAGAUUCGGAACCUGCACUUGAACAGGUGGAGGAUGAUCUGGCUGCACUGGAGGAGAACCUUGCAGAGUACAGUCCAGAAAAUGAGGAUGAUGAAGAUACGAUUGCGGUCGGUACAGAGGCCCAGGAUCUCUCCCUGAGAUACGCUCUUGGGAAGCUGAGAACCAGCCAGCUGGAGGAGAUGAUGACCAAGGAGGAGGUGGAGGAGAAGGAGCAGAGGAUAGAGUUCACAACUGAUUUUACCUCUCUUUAAACCACAAGGACAAGCAGUGUGUUUUAGAAAACACUUGGUAAGUCCAGUCUAGGGUUAGACUGCAACACAGGGUUAUGGAGACUGACUACCACCAGAGAGAAGCGCACCAAUCCUUUCGGAACGCAAAAGGAUCACCUUCAUUGGCCAUUGGCAGCACAUGAGCCGUAUCUCUAGGUGUGAGACGUGCCAAGACAACAAGCGGAAGUGAAUCUUACCCUUUGCGACACUCUACCCUAUCGAAGCGAAACAAUCAAAAAAACACCAUUCUAACCUGACUCCUAAUUAAAGAAAAGCUGGUACAAAUGAAGAUGUCACUCACCCCAUUCCAUUCCACCGCAUUUAUACAUAUGUACAAUGAAGAUAUAAUUACACAAAAUACACAGUUGAGGCUUUUACCACUAUUAAUGAAGCUAUUAAACUUCCUAUGCAUGUACAUACCAGUUCUCAUUCCAAAAUAGACAGUCCAGCUAUAGCAGAUCGAUAGCAACAGCAAGACCACAAAAUCUUUCUGGGGUAGCCCGUCUCUUUCUCUCUGGUCCACUGGCUAUGCGACUUUUCAGUCAUCUUCCAUUUCUGCAGGCCAGUCACAGUUGGAUGUCGAUUGGCCUUCCCAGGUUUACCUGUAAAUGGAGAAACACAAACGCCCACAAGCAAAAUAUUACAGCCGUAACACUUGUGCUGCAAUUCCUGAAAGCAAUUUUUUUACCGUUUUUUCAGCAAAAUAAUUACACAAAUCAAAAAAGCUAUAAGACAAGAAAACCUCACACUGUAUUAUAUUGCAAGACUAUUGAAAAGACUGCAAUUUUCACAACUGGGUCAUUCCAGAGGAGGAAGCUCCUGCUCCUGCCGAUGCACCAGCCCUUCAUACUGUUUUCUCAUUUCUUUUUCUAAUAUGUUUCAUGUUCUCCAGCUGUUUGCACACAACAUCAUUUUACUGUGCCAUCCACCUACUGCUGUACUGUGGUAACAUUUUAGGAGCUGUUUAAUGGCCUAUAAAAUAU
Scleropages formosus (Asian bonytongue) is the source of this 2386-nucleotide messenger RNA. RefSeq names its product matrix-remodelling associated 7 (gene mxra7). The coding region runs from base 522 to 1385 and encodes 287 amino acids. The transcript has 6 exons. The record is from RefSeq and is a predicted model, not a curated record. Lineage: Eukaryota; Metazoa; Chordata; Actinopteri; Osteoglossiformes; Osteoglossidae.